Uloborus diversus is the source of this 1986-nucleotide messenger RNA. RefSeq lists its product as uncharacterized. The coding region runs from base 152 to 1921 and encodes 589 amino acids. Lineage: Eukaryota; Metazoa; Arthropoda; Arachnida; Araneae; Uloboridae. The transcript is spliced from 12 exons. The record is from RefSeq and is a predicted model, not a curated record.
CUAUCUCGCUCGUGAUGCCAAUAAAAAAAAUAAUAAAUAAAAAAAAAAAGGAAAGCGAACUUUCACCAUUAGAUAAGUAAUAAGUUUUGCCAUUCUCUUCUUAACCAUUUAAUUUGGCUCGCUACUAAACUGAAAUCGGAAUUUUAAAGCAAUGGCAAGAGCUGCUCCGGUAAAACUUGCUUUUUAUGUUGCUGAGCCGGAAAAUGGAGCAGAUGAGAAAGCAUCUCCGAUUAUCUUUCUUCAUGGAAUAACAGCGUGUAAAGAACUAUGGGGGACAGUUCCGCAAACAGUAGCAAAUAUGUCAAAAAGAAGGGCAUAUGUUGUUGACCAACGAAAUCAUGGAGAUGGUGAGUGGUCAGAUAUUUUCACUUUCGACGUUCUGGUAGAUGAUAUCUUGAACUUCAUGGAUGAAAAUAAAAUCAAGAAGGCAAUACUAAUCGGUCACAGCAUGGGAGGAAUAGUCGGCAUCAAAACUGCUUUAAAAAAUCCCCAGAGAAUUGAAGCUUUGAUAGUGGAAGACAUGAUUGUGGGACACGUUGAUAAAGAAUUACUUGGAGUGAUAGAAGCAGUUAUAUCUAAGAGUUAUGAAAUAGCUAUGCAUAUUCCAGCUGGUACUGAUGAAAAAGAAGCUUUACAGUUCUUUUUGGUGUCUAUGGCAGAAGUCAUGAAGAUAGUUCCAGAAAGUUUAGUAGGGAAAUUGAAAAAGUCACAACUUCCUCCCUACAGUUUUCUCAGGUGCAAUGAAAAUGGUCAGUGGAGCCACAGAAACAACUUAAAAGUACUUCUUAAAGCUCUUAAGGAACCUGAAACACUGAUGAGCGAACCAGAAGGUGUUUACACUGGUCCAACUUCUUUUAUUUACGGCACUGCGUCAUGUUUUCCAGUUGCAGAAAACGAACCUCGCAUCAAGAAACAUUUCCCUAACGCCGAAUUGACACCGAUCGAAGGAGCUUCUCAUAACAUCACUACAGAUUGUCCUGAAGAGUUAAUAAAAGCUUUCUUAGAUUUUAUAUCUAGAAUUUAUCUUCAAAGGGAAAGGGUCAUGGCAAGUUACACUCCGAUAAAACUAGCCCAUUAUAUUGCUGAGCCAGAAAAUGGAACAGAUACCCAACUGUCACCAAUCAUUUUCCUUCAUGGACUAACUGCAACAAAAGAAAUAUGGGAGAAAAUUCCUCAAAUAGUAGCAUCCAAAACGAAAAGGAGAGCAUAUGUCGUUGAUCAACGAAAUCAUGGAGAUACUGAAUGGACGGAUUUAUUCAACUUUGACAUACUAACAGACGACUUGUUACAUUUUAUGGAUGAAAAAAGGAUUGAAAAAGCAGUGCUUAUUGGACACAGUAUGGGAGGAGUAGUAGCCUUAAAGGCAGCUCUAAAACAUUCUGAAAAAGUUGAAGCAUUGAUUGUAGAAGAUAUGAUUGUUGGAAAACUACCCAAUGACAGAUUGAAGUUCCUGAAGUCAAUGUUACAUAAAAGUCGUGAAUUUGUUCAAAAAAUACCAGUAAAAGUUGAUGAAAGUCAAGCCGUUUCAUUAUAUAGAGACUUUCUGCAAGAAAUAGCAAAAACGGCUUCAGAAAACAUAAGAAGACAAAUAAAGAAGAGAGACACUGGUCCGGACUAUUUAAGACUCAGGCGCGAUGAAAACGGUCGAUGGGACUUCAAAAGCAAUUACAUGGGAAUAAUUAAAGCUCUUAGUGAUCCGGAUAACUUGACGUCAGAACCUGAAGGCACUUUUAAUGGACCAGCGUGUUUCAUUUAUGGAACGUUAUCACAUUUGCCAGUACCAGCAAAUGAACCUCAGAUUAAGAAGCACUUUCCUAAUGCUGAAUUGGUGCCAAUUGAAGGAGCAACACAUCAUAUUUCUGCUGACUGCCCAGAAGAAUUGACAAAGGCCUUUUUGGAAUUUAUAUCAAACAUUUCAUAGUGAAAGUGAAAUUUUUGAACUCUAUACACUUCUAAAGUUUUCUUCAUACAAUUUUUUAAUAAAAC